ACAAUGCUACAAGUUUAAGAGAAACCAAAUCACCAUAACCUUUUUACUACAGAAGGUAUUUGUUGGUUCUUGCCUGAAUUUAUAGAUUCUGAAGCAGCGCCUCACAGUGCUAAAUCAGAUUAUAUAUAUAUUUAUUUAUUUGUCAUUUAUUUGGCCAUCACCAACUGACCACUAAUUGUUAACACAAAAAGCAUCGUUGUAAAAGUCUACUGUUGAAAAAAAGAACAAGAAUGGCAAACUCAAUCAAUGGAUCCUCAAACAGAACAGGGAACUUUUCUAACCAAUUCAUCCAGCCUUUGUGGCAGAUUGGUUUCUGGUCUGUCGCGUAUGGUUCUGUUGUGGCGGUGGCCGUCUUUGGUAACCUGAUUGUUAUUUGGAUAAUCCUGGCUCACAAACAAAUGAGAACCGUCACCAAUUAUUUUUUGGUGAACCUGGCUUUUUCUGAUGCCUCAAUGGCUGCCUUCAACACCUUAAUAAAUUUCAUCUAUGCUCUCAACAACGAAUGGUACUUUGGUCAAGGUUACUGCAAGUUUCACAACUUCUUUCCCAUCACGGCUGUCUUUGCCAGCAUCUAUUCUAUGACAGCCAUCGCUGUAGACAGGUACGUGGCCAUCAUACACCCUCUGAAGCCAAGACUCUCUGCAACAGCAACUAAAGUGGUGAUUGUGAGCAUCUGGAUCUUGGCGUUUGUCCUUGCCUUUCCCCUGUGCUUCUUCUCCAGGACUAGACAGAUUCCAAAUAGAAUUCUCUGCUAUGUGGACUGGCCCAGUGGCUUUACUGAUCAGUUCAUGUAUCAUAUCAUUGUAACAGUGCUGGUGUAUGUGCUUCCGUUGGUUGUCAUGGGUAUUACCUAUACCAUAGUAGGUGUCACUCUAUGGGGAGGGGAGAUCCCAGGAGACACUUCUGACAAAUACCAUGAGCAACUGAGGGCUAAAAGAAAGAUUGUAAAAAUGAUGAUCAUUGUUGUUGUGACGUUUGCCAUUUGCUGGCUGCCCUACCACAUUUACUUCAUAUUGACUGGAAUAUACCCUCGUUGGAACCGAUGGAAAUACAUCCAACAAGUGUACCUUUCUAUCUUCUGGUUGGCCAUGAGUUCCACAAUGUACAAUCCCAUUAUUUACUGUUGCCUUAAUAGCAGGUUUAGAGCUGGAUUCAAGAGGGCAUUCCGUUGGUGCCCAUUCAUCAAGAUCUCCACCUACGAUGAAUUAGAGCUAAAAACCACCCGGUUUAAGCCGACUCGCCAGAGCAGCAUGUACACUGUCUCCAAGAUGGAAUCCAGCAUGACCGUUGUCUUUGAGCCCACUGAGGGAGACAAUCCAGACCCUGCCAGGAAGAAAAGUGCCACUUCUCGAGACACCAGCCUCAAUGGCUACAGCGCCAAAACAUCAAGGAGUUCGAGCUUCUACAGCACCACAAACACUUCUGUGGAAGAGUAUUCAUGAAGCCUACAGACAUGCAUGGAUUGUAAACUGGAAAAAGCAUUGUAAAUCCUAUAGCUUAGCAUCAAAUGUAUGUAGAGGACACUUUGCAUGUAGUACACUCUUUUCCUCCUAAGGUAACUUAAAGAGUAAGUAGCGGGGUUCCGAAAAAUAUAGUGUUAUAUGUCCCCACGUGUUGCUACAACUGUUUAAAUAAUGUACCUGUAAUUUUUCUUUUCAUUGUUAACAUUCUGACAGUGUUUUACACUUAUAAUUUUAAAGUCUGUUUCAAGGCUCUUUUCAAAAUGGCCGCUCUAGUGCACUGGAGUUUGACAUCUGUCCUCUAAAUCACUGCAGGAAGAGCUCUGGUUUUUCUGUUCCGUACCAGAUCAUGGAUCAUUAUUUUUAACAAUGCGGGCAAUAAUCCUUACACUAUCAGUGCACUAGGGCGGCCAUUUUGAAAAGAGCUUUGAAACAGACUUUGAAAUUAUAAGUGUAAAAAGUUGUCACGAUGUUAACAAUGAAAAUAAAAAUUACAGAUACAUUAUUUAAACAGUUGUAGCAACACAGGGAAACAUAUAACUAUAUUUUUCAGAACCCUGCUACUUACUCUUUAAAGAAAGGAAUGUUUUUUUUUUUAAAUUAUACAUUAUUUGAAAACUGAGAGAUAUUGAAAUUAUCUUAAAAAUAAAAAGCCAAAGCAUUACUUAAACCAGUUGUUUAAAUUGAGCCCAUUAUUUUCCCAGUAAUCUGAAAUUAUCGACCUUUGAAGGGGGGGGGUCCAUUCAUAUGGGAAAAAAAGAUAUAUUAUCCAAAAAGAAAAACAAAGCAUACAAUUAAAUGCAUUCAAGACAUUUCAGAAAAAUCUGAAUAAAUCAAUUAAGAUUUCAAAGUGACUGAAGUGUUUCCAUGCUAAUGUUGCAACAUCUUCAGAUUAAUUUAAGAAUCACCACAAAUCCAACACCAUGACAAUUCCAAAAGAUCUUUUCCAGUUUUGGGGAAUAAAGCAUCAUACCAGAAUAUCAGAUAUGUACUUGUAAAUAAAUGUCUGCUCUUUAAAGUACGGUUUUAGAAAAAUAUUUUGUUCAGCUAUACAUGUUCUUACAGUGUUUCUUUUUAUCUUGUUUGUUGGUGUGCACAGCAGGUUUCUUUUUAAACAUCAAUGUAUGUAAAUCUUGGGUCCAGUUGCUUGGCUAUGGUUAUGUGAGAUACAUUACAAUGAGAAGAAACUUAAUUACCAUAGUCUGCAUAUAUUAUAUCGGUCAUUUAAAUGUAUCAUGUUCAUUGUAUUAGAAGUCCACGGACUGCCAAGGAAACAAACUACUAUGUGGUGCAUGCUACAUAAUUUGUGUAUUGUAUUUGUAAUGUAUUACUGCAGUGUACAACAGUAAAUGUUUGAAGUGUGGUAGUGACAAUUGACUAUAAUAAAGGUUGACUUUUCACAGCCUUUUAUAAGAUUAGCCAUACACAGCUUGUGAUAUGGCAAACAGCUGGUCAACUCCCCCAAAAAAUUAUCACCAAUCUUGUGUGUGCCCUUAAAGCCAGCUGCAGGCAGUCACCAUCACAUACAAAACCUGCUGCUCCUGCUAGUUGCAGUAAAUGUGCUCAGGGCGGGUCUGCCUGUGCCAGUAAAAUAUGAAGUACCACAAAAAGGAGUCUUGUUGUAAAUGUCGUUUUUUUUUUAAGUGUAACAUUGUUUACUUAUUGAAAACCUUACUGUUUAUAGUUCUCUUGAAUGUUUAUUUAUUAUAUACCAUACUACAUGGAGGUCUACAGCUUAAUACGUCUUCUUGAUUUGUAAUUAGACAAACGAGCAUUUAUUCUUUUGUGCUGUGAGCUCUUUCUUUGCUUUUUAGGUAUUGCAUUGCUUUAGGCAGCAUGUGCUUUAUGAAUUGAAUUUGUUUUCACUACCCUGUUGAAAGCGAGAAUGGUAGAUUUCUAUUUUUUUUCUGAAGUGGUUGUGGUGCAGGCAUAGAGAAUGAGAAUGAGGAGGGGGAAUAUGAUUGUAUAGACACCUUAUUCGUUUUUUGAUUAUCAGAUUAUUAGUCAUUUUCGACUAAAGAUACAAGCAGUAUGGGAUUUAUGUGAGGAGUUAUCAGAGGAUUUGGAGAACUCCACGAUGCACAGCUUUGCCGGUCCUGUGACAGUAAGAUAACCACUGAGCUAAGAUUCUAUGGGGGGCUUUCAAAGUAUGGAGGAUAUUUUAUGCCAAAAUGAAAAAUAAAUACAUACAUAAAUAAAUGUUUAUAUGUUUAUUUAUUUCGACAUUUAUUUAUUCAUUUUUCCAUAUCAAAGAUCCAUCGGAGUCUACUCAGGUUUAAGCCAGUGUACCAUGUCCAAAAUAGUGACUGAAGUGACUGCGUGUGAAUAAAUAUAUAUGCUUUCUGAAAACUACAGUUGUCACAAAAAAACAAAAGAAUAAUUUUACACAAUUGCGGCAAUUCAACACGUUAUCCCAUCCUAUUUUUGUAUGGUCACAGGAUCUGUUGAUUCUUUGCCUUGCAGGAAGCUUUAAUAUAAAAGGAGAACUGCAUCAGCAAGUAUUUCUACUUCCUCAGAUGAAAAAUGAGGUUUUCUGUUGUUUUUUAUUUUCUCCAAAACCAGAGGCAAGCUCUCCAGUUGUAUUGGGGUUUGCAGUGAUUUAUUAUAAAACAUGAAAAUAGGGCCGUAGUGUCUUACAGUGUUUAUGCAUGCAUUACCAGCUGUAAACAGACCAGCUCAGCAGAGCCUUACACAACAGGGCAAGGCUUCCAGGACACUUUAAAAUGAGAUUGAGAUACAGCAGAUGGACAUUAUUUUAAGUGCACAUAUUUGUAAAUGAUGUUCUGCUUGAGACAUAUUUUGGCAAAUUGCAUGUCAAGUUACUUUUACAGAUUUUACAGUUUUGUUUACUGUAGUUUAUGUUCAUUUUCAUUGGAGGCUUGCUGUACAGUAAUUCUAUGGGCCCUAUUCUCGAACCAAGCUUAUAAAGACUGAGCCCACCUUUCCCAAAAUGUUCUGGAAGUCUCUCACCACAUCCUUUGAAACUGUAUUUCCCAUUUGGGGGGUGUCCGGCCUUGUUUGGCCUCUGACUUUGGAGGUUGUACCUCAAAUGAGAACAGCUUCUGGUGGACUGGAAGACGAGAUCCUGGGCCAUACUGUGUAAUUAUUGCAGAUUUUCAUGACCCAUAAAGCUGUGCCUAGUUAUUUGAAUGUGGCAGCCUUACAAAAAUCAGCCUACCUAACCGGACAUAUAGAUCAAUGCCUUGUGCAAUACAUAUCUACCCCUGGAUAAAACAUACACAGCACAUCAAGUCCCAGUGAUUUCAAGGCUGCUUAUACCUAACCAUUAGUGAUGGGUUAAAACCAAGCUUCUGAGCUGGAUACUGAUAGGGAUUCCAUUGUUAUUAUUAUUUAUUUCUUAGCAGACGCCCUUAUCCAGGGCAACUUACAAUUUUACAAGAUACUGUUAAUUGUUAUGCAUUCAUAUACAUUUAGAGGGGGCUGUAUUGCAUGAGACGCUGUCAUGUUGCUUUAUUUUGCUCUUAUCUGCCCCCUAUUUUACUGCAUUUAAUCCUGUACUUCAGAAUACUGUAAUCUGCCAAGUGUUUAACCUGUAGUAUUUUGUACUUAAUCAUAUCCUGAUGUAACUAUCACUAUUUAAUCAUAUCCUGAUGUAACUUUCACUAUUAUCUGCUGUAUUAUUGAAUUGUGGUUUGUCACACUUGAAAAAAAAAAAAAAUUAUUGUAUUUCUUGCUCUUAUUGUAUGACUUGUAUUGUAACACUUGAAUGUAUUUGUAUUUGCUUGCGAUUGUAAGUCGCCCUGGAUAAGGGCGUCUGCUAAGAAAUAAAUAAUAAUAAUAAUAAUGUUGGAAGGGCCAUUUCAAAGACAACUAUAUACCACCAUUAGAGCAUUUUUAUAUUUUUAUGAUAAUGGUAAUUUUAAAGCAUCAAAUACUAAAUUUGUAAAAUAAUUAAAAACAUUCCGAUCGUCCUGAAAAAUAUUAUCAAUGUUUUGUACUGCAUAUUUAAUAUUGCUAUGAUAUCACAAUAUAGAUGUUGGUUGUUGAUUGUCUGUGACUAAAAACCUGUCAUAUCUAACCAUACAGUAGAUAUUUUAAGUAUUUUAAUAAAUGUUUCAAUUAUGUAAAUUAAAUGUCCAGCCUGUUGAAUACUUCUAAAAGGAUUUAAAAUAAUGCUGUGUUUAGUCAGUGUGUUAAAAUCUAUUUUGAAUGUUUUAAAUGUUUAAGUGUUAAAAUAUGAUCUAUAUACCCCACAUGCUGCCAAAAAAAACUGUACAGUUGUAUACAUUUAUUUUUGUAAAACAAUUCGAUAUUGAAGCAGUGGUGCAUUAAAAUGUAUGUUAUCUUGAUGCAUAGUGCGCUUCCUGCAGGCCUUGUCAAAUUGUCCACUUGUUUACAUAUUUUAAAUAAACAACUCAUA
Acipenser ruthenus (sterlet) is the source of this 5841-nucleotide messenger RNA. RefSeq names its product neuromedin-K receptor-like. Gene Ontology annotation, molecular function: tachykinin receptor activity. Gene Ontology annotation, cellular component: plasma membrane; sperm midpiece. The record is from RefSeq and is a predicted model, not a curated record. The transcript is spliced from 5 exons. Lineage: Eukaryota; Metazoa; Chordata; Actinopteri; Acipenseriformes; Acipenseridae. Bases 231 to 1442 code for a protein of 403 amino acids. Gene Ontology annotation, biological process: G protein-coupled receptor signaling pathway; positive regulation of flagellated sperm motility.